GCUCGUGAGGCGUGAUGCGAUUUUAGCAGCCGAAAUCGCUAUUUUUUGUGUAUCUUCAAUCAUUAAUCUUACAAGUUAAUCUUACAAGUUCAGUGGUGAAUCGAAAUCGCAGUUAAACUUUAAGCAAGAAUCCCCCGGUCAUGUCGGAUUCAGAUGGGAAAACCACACCAGUUAAAAUUAAAGAAGAACUUGAUGACGAUGAACCUAAACUAAUGAGUUUGGAGAAGCUAGACAGAGGAUCACCAGAAAUUUGGCCUGCCAAGGCCCCAUCGAUGCAUGAGUUCAAUACACCGAAUUUGAACUUUUCUCCACCGGCAUGGACGAAAGGCUUGACCCAGGACGACAUCAACUCGAUGUAUCAGUUGGGAGCUUUAUCGUCCAAUGGCAUUAUUGCCGAGGUGAAAAAACUAUACGACCAAGCAUACCAGCUGGGUGUGCAAGAAGCCAAGGAAAUGACGCGGGGUAAAUACUUAAACAUUUUUACAAGCAAUCGUAAGAAACCAUAACAAAAUGAGUAAAGUUUAGUUUUAGAAAUUUAUUUGACUUUUUUCAACAUUUUUACAAAAUGCUGGAACGAAGUGAAGAAUAUUUAGUUUUAGACCAAUUGUAUAGUAAGUUGCCUUGGUAUAAAUAUAAUUUAUAUCAUGUAAAA
This is a messenger RNA of Aedes albopictus (Asian tiger mosquito), 652 nucleotides long. RefSeq names its product protein lin-52 homolog (gene lin-52). The transcript has 4 exons. Bases 141 to 506 code for a protein of 121 amino acids. The record is from RefSeq and is a predicted model, not a curated record. Lineage: Eukaryota; Metazoa; Arthropoda; Insecta; Diptera; Culicidae. Gene Ontology annotation, biological process: regulation of DNA-templated transcription. Gene Ontology annotation, cellular component: DRM complex.